GCCGAUAAGGAUUUCAAUCAAACAUCUCUAAAUUGAGCAUCCGGUUAAAAGUAUUUCGAAAAAAAUGCUAUGAAAAGCAAUGAUUUUCUUUUAUAUGAACGAAAGAUAUUGUUAAUUUGGAGUUAUGAUAACUUUAUCAAAGAAGUUGAAAUCAGGUGCUACACCUAAGAAGGACGAUGAACCUAAGAGGAUUUCAAUUAGAGAUAAGCUUCUUGUAAAAGAGGUACAAGAAAUGGAAGAAAAUUUACCAAAGACUUGUAAAGUGAAUUUUGAAGAUCAUAACAAUUUACAUUCUUUUAUUUUAACUAUAUACCCGGAUGAAGGAUUCUGGAGCGGCGGAAAAUUUAAAUUUUUAGUGGAGGUUCCCGAAGAAUAUAACAUAGUGCCACCUAAUGUAACAUGUGAUACACGGAUCUGGCAUCCAAAUAUUGGGGAGAAUGGAGAAGUUUGUCUUAGUCUUCUAAGACAGAACUCUAUAGACAGUUUAGGUUGGGCCCCAACUAGAAAGUUGAAAGAUGUUGUCUGGGGUCUUAAUUCACUAUUUUCGGAUUUACUUAAUUUUGAGGAUCCAUUAAAUGUAGAGGCUGCUGAACACUAUGAAAGAGAUAAGGAAUCAUUUAAGAGUAAAGUCAGAGACUAUAUACAAUUGUAUGCUAAAAGAUAGCAUCAUGACAACAACGGCAGUGUGUACUAAAGCCAUAGGGUCAGCAUUUAUCAGACUAGGGGAUUGUUUAUUGUGAAUUUGAAGGCAUUAUAUGCUCAAUGCGCGAGUUGUGUGUUAGCCCAUAAUAUAUCGUAUAUUCAAGCGCAGAUCACAUCUUCAUGUUAUAUAGAUUAUUUGACUAUUGGUGAAGAUUGGAAAUUUAGUUUCAUCAGCAAACUUGGAACAGGAUUUCGUCAAAUUGGCAUUUUGGUACAGAGAGGCAAUGUGUAUUUUGAUCUACAAAAAAUGGGAAAAAAGAUGUAGGAAAUUUAUGCAUGACUUAAGUUCUUAUAGUGCAAAUGUUUCCAA
Messenger RNA from Ruditapes philippinarum (Manila clam), 1012 nucleotides. Its product is annotated as NEDD8-conjugating enzyme UBE2F-like. The transcript has 7 exons. The coding region runs from base 125 to 664 and encodes 179 amino acids. NCBI's taxonomy places the organism in Eukaryota, Metazoa, Mollusca, Bivalvia, Venerida, Veneridae. The record is from RefSeq and is a predicted model, not a curated record.